AUGCGGUCUGUGAUGCACAAUGCAACCACUUCAGCUUCGGAUAUUUUCCGAGUGAUCGAGGAGUCAAAGCGAACUCCUUUCUCCGACCAAGUAGCCCGAGUCCGCAUCAAAGAUACUGGCAAAAUUAAGUUCUCGAGCUACGAGGGAAAGGGAGAUCCGACCAGUCAUCUUAAGACUUUCUUGUUAACAGCUAGCCGCGUAGACCUCGAACCUCAUGAAGCAGACGCUGGAUACUCCAAGUUUUUCGCAGAGACGUUUUGCGGGCCGGCUUUACUUUGGUUCGCAUCUUUAGCAGCUGGCUCCAUAAACAACUUCACGGAGAUGUCGACCUCUUUCAUUAAGGAGUAUUCUAGCUUAAUCGAAACCGCGGUAACAGACGCUCAGCUUUGGAAUUUGAGCCAAAAUGCGGGAGAGUCUCUCUGGUCUUAUAUAACAAAGUUCAAGGAAAUCCAGGACGCCUUAGACCGGGCUUUGAACUGGAUAAUUGCAGAGGAAGACAAGGCCGCCGCCGCACUGAAACAUAAAGUUCCACCUGCAGGCAAACCUCGAUUCAAAGCACCCACUAAAAAGACUCCACCUACGACUCCGAAGUCCGGACCUGGCACAUUCGCAGUCAAUCAAUCUCCCAAGAAGAAUUCUCCAAAGAGUUCGCCAUCCAAACCUCCAUUUUCACCACGUUCCAAAAGUGGAGUACUCCCAAGUAACAAAUGGGUCCGAGAUGAGGACACGUACUGCGAGCUCCACAAAACCAAUAGCCACUCCACUCGUGACUGCAAGAAACUGAUGCACCUUCUCGCAAAAAAGUACGUGGCAGGAGAGAUGCCGAAUGUAACAAUCGAGGAGUUGGAGUAG
Molecule: messenger RNA, 852 nt
Organism: Camelina sativa (false flax)
Lineage: Eukaryota; Viridiplantae; Streptophyta; Magnoliopsida; Brassicales; Brassicaceae
Source: RefSeq, a predicted model, not a curated record